CUGCUGGAUUUCCAUCGGCUUGCCACAGUCCUCUAAUAACAGGGAACAGCAGACAACUGACUUGAUGUGCAAAAAUAAAAACUACCAUCCACGGUGACCAUGACUACUGAAGUCGGUUCUGAAUCUGAAGUGAACAAGCAGGCUGAGCAAAUAGGAUCAGAUGCCGCCCAGGAGAAACCUGAUGAAGAAGCAUCAGAAAGUCAACAGAAUCCAUCCUCGGAACCCGAGGAGGAAACAAGUCCAGCAUCCCCCACCACAGCUGUUAGCAAAAGCAGCCCCCGGAGUCAGAAGAAGGAGAAGGAUCCCUCAGAGAGUCGGGGUAUCUCUCGCUUCAUACCCCCAUGGCUUAAGAAACAGAAGUCCUAUAACCUGGUGGAGGCCAAAGAUGGAGUCGAAAAGAAAGAGCCCAGUGAGGCUGUUGUGGAAGAACCCAUAGUCGAAAAAGAUGGAUCCCUUCCAGAAGAAGGGAGUGUGGCCAGGGCUGACACGGAAGGCGUCCUCGAGAGAAAACGGCAGGAUGUUAGAGUCGAUGAUAAGGACGAGAAACAUUCUGUCAGUAGUGCUGAGACACAGCCUGCUAAAGAGGAUAGUAAAGAGAUAGAAGUGGCAAAGGUAGAAGGAAUCCGGGAAGACGAACAAGAAGGAGAAGCAGCUAAAAGGGUGACAAAGGAAGUUCAGACUACUGAGCUCAAGACAGAGAAGGCAGCCCAGAAAGCUUCCAAGAAGAUAAAAACAGUGCCGUGUAAAGUGAUGCUCCUCGAUGGCACGGAAUACAGCUGUGACCUAGAGAAACGGGCUACGGGUCAAGUACUAUUUGACAAAGUAUGUGAACAGCUCAAUUUACUGGAGAAGGACUAUUUCGGGCUUUUAUUUCAAGAAAACAAUGAUCAGAAGAGCUGGCUGGAUCCUUCAAAGGAGAUCAAGAAACAAGUUCGAAAUCUUCCCUGGAUAUUCACAUUUAAUGUGAAAUUUUAUCCUCCUGAUCCUUCACAACUGACUGAAGACAUCACCAGAUAUUUCCUGUGCCUUCAACUUCGACAGGAUAUUGCUUCUGGCCGCCUCCCCUGUUCUUUUGUGACUCAUGCUCUCCUUGGUUCAUAUACACUGCAAGCUGAGCUUGGUGACUAUGACCCAGAGGAACACAGCAGUGAUUACAUCAGUGAAUUUCAGUUUGCACCCAAUCAAACUAAGGAGAUGGAAGAGAAAGUAAUAGAGCUGCACAAAACUCACAGGGGCUUAUCUCCAGCACAAGCUGAUUCUCAGUUCUUAGAAAAUGCAAAGAGACUUUCCAUGUAUGGUGUAGAUCUACAUCAUGCCAAGGAUUCAGAAGGCGUGGACAUCAAGCUGGGUGUAUGUGCUAAUGGACUGCUUAUUUAUAAGGACAGACUCAGAAUUAAUCGAUUUGCCUGGCCUAAAAUCCUGAAAAUCUCCUACAAGCGCAGUAAUUUCUACAUUAAAGUCAGGCCGGCAGAGCUGGAACAGUUUGAGAGCACCAUUGGGUUCAAACUGCCAAACCACCGGGCUGCUAAAAGGUUAUGGAAAGUGUGUGUGGAGCAUCAUACUUUCUACAGGCUUGUGUCACCAGAACAGCCACCAAAGGCUAAGUUCCUCACUUUGGGGUCCAAGUUCCGAUAUAGUGGCCGUACUCAAGCACAGACCCGACAGGCAAGCACCCUCAUAGACAGACCAGCACCAUAUUUUGAGCGUACCUCCAGCAAACGGGUCUCAAGAAGUCUGGAUGGAGCACCUAUUGGUGUCAUGGAUCAAAAGGAUUUCUCUGUCCCUGCUGGUGAUGUUUCUGUUUAUGGCCCUGGAGUUGCUGGCCAAGGCAUGUUUCAAGAUGGAGAUGGCAAAAGGGAGGUCAGAAGCCCAACCAAAACUCCACAGUUACAGUUUACUACUGAAGGAAAGUCCAUUUUCAUAUACCCACCAUCACCACCCGUCCACUGUGUUUCAUCUCGAUCUGCAAACCUAUUGCCAAUCCCUGAAAUGGAAGUGCUUUCCGACAUUUCAGAGGAAGACCUCUUUGGGGAGGUGGAUCAAAUCACACUAGAGAGCUUGGAAUUCAAUUCUCUAAGUGAAACCUCGGGGCAUGGCGAUACUGACGUAUCCCCCCUGGAUUCUAUCUUGGAUCUUCCCCUAUCCCCAGCUAAGCAUUGCUGUCCUUCUCCAGUCCAUGGGAAAGCUCUUAAAGGUGCUGACUACCAAGAUACUGAGUUUGGUUACUUUCCAUUCAAUUUCUGCAAAUGCUUUCCCACUAACUUCCCUUCACUGCUUGAUGAAGAUGGGUACCUCACUUUCCCCAGCCUCCCCAAGGUUUGCGUCUCCUUCCUCCCUGCUGACCUACAGCAUUAUGUUCCUAUCACAUCGCCUUCAUUUAUUCCUUCUUUUCUCCUCAUCUUUGGGCUGCUGCUUUCUGCUUUCCAGUCCGUUCCUUUCUCACUCACCUUUUCCCUUCCUCUCGCUCUAUCUCUCUGCUACCUGGAGCCUAAGACAACUUCAUUAAACACCUCUUAUGACAAUGACCUGCAUGACAAAGCAGAGGAAGAGGAGGUGAAGGAAGACCAGAGUGGCUUAACGUUUACAGCUGCUUCUGAGACUGAAACGAUCCAGGCGGGGACUGAAGAAGAGGAAACACUGUUGGAGGACCUGGAUAAGACCCAGGACGACAUACUGAAACAUCAGGCUAGCAUUAGUGAACUCAAGCGCCAUUUUAUGGAAUCCACACCUGAACCACGCCCCAAUGAGUGGGAAAAGCGACGUAUCACACCUUUGUCCCAACAGACACAAGGGAGAAAAGAUCAUCUUUUCAAAAUGGAUAUUUUGCCCGUGAAGGAGAAGCAGCAGAUCCCAGCAGCCCCGAUUGUUGAAGAAAAAGCUCAGGAGACAGACAAGAGCCUAGAAGAGGAGAUAACAUCAAUUUUAUGUAGUAAAGAGGGCUUUUCUGCUAGUGUGAAAGCCACCUUCACAUCAACGAGCAUUCGGACAGCAGAGGGCUCUGUUGUGAAUUAUAGUGUACCUUCUACAAUGCUUUCUUCCUCGCCCUUCUCACAGUUGCCUGAGAAACGUGCUCCCACAGCAGAAGGGCCUUGUUCUGGAGCCAACGAUGCUGUUAAGAGUUCACAUGAGACUCUGAAUGUAGUGGAGGUGAAGAAGCAGGCAGAGGUUGGGAAAGAAGAGAGAGUAAUCACAGAAGGCGUGAACGGUAGUGACAAAGUACCGCCCGGGAGUGAUCCUGGGGAGACUCGUAAGGUGGAGCCCCUGACACACAAAGACUCCCCCUCCCUGUCUUCAGAGAACAGCAGCAGCAGCAGCAGUGAAAGUGAGGAAGAAGAUGUGGGAGAGUACCGACCCCACCACCGGGUGACCGAGGGUACCAUCCGGGAAGAACAGGAGGAAAAUGAAGAAGAGGUGGAGGAGGAGAAGGAAGAGCGGGCAUCAAAGGUAGUACAGUGUGUGGAAGCAGUGCCAGAAGCCACCUCAGUAAAGCAAAUCACAGUAGAAACAGUGGUCCAGGAAAAUGUAGUUUCCCAAAAGGUCUCUGGAGAGAAGAGUUUAAAAGAAGGAAAUGAGCAAGACAUGAGAGAAGAAACUGAGGAAGAACAGCACAGAGUAAACGGAGAGGUGUCUCAUGUUGACAUUGAUGUUUUGCCAGAAAUAAUUUGUUGUUCAGAGCCACCAGUGGUAAAAACAGAGAUGGUAACUAUUUCUGAUGCUUCACAAAGAACAGAGAUCUCCACCAAGGAAGUCCCCAUUGUCCAAACAGAGACCAAAACCAUCACUUAUGAAUCUCCACAGAUUGAUGGCGGUGCUGGUGGUGAUGCUGGCACCUUAUUGACUGCACAAACCAUCACUUCUGAAUCCGUGUCUACAACUACAACCACACACAUCACCAAGACAGUAAAAGGCGGAGUGUCUGAAACAAGAAUUGAGAAACGAAUUGUCAUCACAGGAGAUGCCGAUAUUGAUCAUGACCAGGCAUUGGCACAGGCAAUUAAGGAAGCCAAAGAGCAGCACCCUGACAUGUCAGUCACAAGAGUGGUGGUGCAUAAAGAGACGGGAGUCGCAGAAGAAGAGGAAGAAUAAAGUAAGAAAUGCUCUUUUCAAACUCAAUUCCAAUUCAACUCUGUGAACAUGAAGAAUUCUGACCAAUCUUAGUCUUGAUGCCACACCACUACUCCAAUGAAUUUAUACCACAAGCGGUAACAGUGACCAGGCACCUGAAGAUUAAAAUGCCAACACCAAACCUUACCUUAACAUCUCUGGUCUAUACUGUUUCCUGACAUCUUAAUUAUUAUUCAUCUUUUUAUUUUGUAUAACCACUUCCUAAUAUUCUUAGUUUUUACUUUAUUUUUAUUUUUCAAAGUUCAGGAUUUGUCUUUGACUUUGUGUACAACUACCUGCUAAUUAUGCCUGCUUUCUGAUCAAAUGAUAGUGAACAAAGCCAGCCUCAGCUGUCAGGUGCUGUUCACUUGAACAGGUGCUGUUGUACAAAAAAAGGAAAAUCUUUGACUAAUUUAGAUAGGGGAUUUCCCCCCCACCCUUGACUCUUGUCAAUUGAAAUCUUACUGGAAUAAUUUACAGAUUUUUCGGAUUGAGGUCAAUAUACUGCCUAAGAUAAUAUUACAAAGUAGGGUUGUUUUUUUUUAAAGUUUCCUACAUUUUGAAAAAAUUUGGUCAUGUUUGAGAACUUCACUUGAGAUCUAUUUUAUAUUGAGCCCUCUUAACUCUUUCAUUCCAAAUGCUCUUUACUUUCAUUGAAAAGUAAGAGGCAGAUUCUCCAGACUAGAGAGAGAGUUAUGAAGGAGGCCCAUGAGCACCUUAUAUUCCAGUGCAGAUCAUAAUGCUCAGCUGGUUCUCAGACAUGCAGUCUCCUGAAGCAUUCCAGAAGAGGGAGGGAAGGAAGGAGAGACAUUUCUUCCCUCCUGUUAAAAGUUAUAGGCAGCUUAAAACCUUAGUGCUUUUCUCUUAACAAGUCCAAAUUUCAAAAUCUUCCAUUAUUUGCACCCUUGUGUAGAAUGCUUGCUUUUUAUUAAACCUCGUUGUCUACAUGUUUAAAAAAGAACUGACCCUCUUUUGUUGCUGAGAAGGUAGAUCUGUUUCAGAUAGUGUGUCUGAUGAUUCAUGCAGGUUUUAAAGGAUGCUGAGGGAAAGGCAUGGGUGCUGGGGUGGUUUGAUGGUGGUGAAAAGAAAGCUACACCAUUCGAAGCUUGUCGCCAGAGACGCAGAAAGGGGACUUAAGAUUAACUGUGUUGAAAUUUUAUUUUGUUUUUGUUGUUACUUUGUUUCAUUUUGUUUUUGGCUGUUGACUCUGUCUAUAGUUACAAUGCCAGAUUAGAUUUAUAGCAGCUUGAAAUUGUAUUAAGUGAUAUUUUGCUCUCUGUAAUACUGUUAUAAAAUAAAAUUUGUUUAUUCUCUAAA
Messenger RNA from Trichosurus vulpecula (common brushtail), 5421 nucleotides. It is a transcript of the gene EPB41L2, whose product is annotated as erythrocyte membrane protein band 4.1 like 2. The transcript has 25 exons. Gene Ontology annotation, cellular component: plasma membrane; cytoskeleton. Lineage: Eukaryota; Metazoa; Chordata; Mammalia; Diprotodontia; Phalangeridae. Gene Ontology annotation, biological process: cortical actin cytoskeleton organization. Bases 100 to 4086 code for a protein of 1328 amino acids. Gene Ontology annotation, molecular function: actin binding; structural molecule activity. The record is from RefSeq and is a predicted model, not a curated record.